Molecule: messenger RNA, 1038 nt
Organism: Rhodotorula toruloides NP11
Lineage: Eukaryota; Fungi; Basidiomycota; Microbotryomycetes; Sporidiobolales; Sporidiobolaceae
Product: ribonuclease HI
Exons: 6
Coding region: 1-1038 (345 amino acids)
Biological process (GO): DNA replication, removal of RNA primer
Molecular function (GO): nucleic acid binding; RNA-DNA hybrid ribonuclease activity
Source: RefSeq, a predicted model, not a curated record
AUGGCAAAGGCCUCAAAGGGCGGAUUCUACGCCGUCCGCGCAGGUCACAAGCCGGGCGUCUACGCCUCCUGGGACGAGUGCAGUGCCCAGGUCAAAGGCUUCCCGGCUGCGCGUCACAAGAAGUUCCCGACGAGGGCAGAAGCGGAGGCGUUCGUGCGAGGCGACGACCGGCCAACCAGUGCGGCAGGACCGCCGAAGGUCGGCACGUCGAAUGCUCUACAGAACAAGCGGGCUGGCGGGGCAGAUGGCGCAGGAGUGCCUCCGGCCAAGCGCCAGAAGCGAGCGGUUGUCGGCGAGGAGAGUGUUCAAGUUGACAAGGCUGUACCGAACGUCUUUGCCGGCUCCUCACCAAAGCGAAGGGUCUACUGCGACGGCAGUUCGCGGGGGAACGGCAAGGUGGGCGCUACAGCCGGGAUUGGGGUCUUUUGGGGUCACGACGAGGGCGCAAAAAACCUGUCGGAGCGGCUGCCGGGCAAGCUGCAGACCAACAACCGCGCCGAGAUGUAUGCCAUUGCACGGAUACUGGAGACGGACCCACAUCCAGAUGAACCGCUCACAAUCUGCAGUGACUCGGAGUAUACCAUCAGCGUCUUCUCGAAAUGGAUUCCAAACUGGAAGCGGCGAGGCUGGAAGACUGCAGACGGCAAGACCGUCGCGAACCAGGACAUGAUCCGCUACGUCUUGUCGCUCCUCGCCCUUCGCGCCGCCUCGUCCAGCAGCAAGUCUCCUCUCGCCAACAUCACCUUCCAGAAAGUCAAGGCGCACGUCGGGAUUGAGGGCAACGAGCAAGCCGACCGAUUCGCCAACAACGGCGCGAUGAUGCCCGAGGUGCCGGACCGCGAUUUUACCGCAGCGACGAAGGAGAAUGAGAAGAAGCUCAAGGCAAAGGGCGCGCCGGUGCGGGUUGAGGACGUCAAGUGGGAGAUUGAGGUUGAGGAGGGUGACUUGCUGGAUGAGAAGAGACCCAAGUCAAGUGAGCGGGUCGUCGAGUCGCCGUACUUCGCUUCACAUCGAGGUGUCGGAAGAGCUGCUGGAUGA